This is a messenger RNA of Oryza sativa Japonica Group (Japanese rice), 5478 nucleotides long. Its product is annotated as ABC transporter C family member 10. Lineage: Eukaryota; Viridiplantae; Streptophyta; Magnoliopsida; Poales; Poaceae. Gene Ontology annotation, biological process: transmembrane transport. The record is from RefSeq and is a predicted model, not a curated record. Gene Ontology annotation, cellular component: membrane. Gene Ontology annotation, molecular function: ABC-type transporter activity; ATP hydrolysis activity; ATP binding.
AUCGCACGUUCGUUCGCGCGCUGCCCAGCGCGCGCCACCCGCCUCGCCGCGCCGCGCCGCGACGCGACGCGACGCGCGCCACCUAUAAUAAACACCACCCGCGCGCGCGCGCGCCCAGCGCGUCGUCUCGUCGUCUCCGCUGUUCGCUCGCCUCAACACACGAGUGCGACGGCGGCGAGGAAGAAGGGGGCCACGAUUGGGAAGGUGUUUGGUUGGCGCAGGAAGGAGGGGAAAAAAAGAAAAAGAAAAGAAAAGAAAAGAAGCUGUUUUUGGGGAGUCGUGCUUUGGAGAGCUGAAAAAGAAGUGCGGCUGCUCUGGGCUCGAGGGCAUCGUGAAUCUACAACGUCAAUCGCAUUGUCUUGAUUAAUUCCUAUGGGAGUUCUUGGGGAUUUGUCGAGGGGACGAGAUUUUUUACCCCUAGGCGAUGCGAUUUUGGUUGCGAUUUGUUCUUCUCGUUUGGAUCACUGGUCCCUGAAUAUUUUCUUUCCUUUCCUCGGUGAAUGAAUGGUGUUGACUGUUGAGGUUUAAGCUGUCUGAUUCAACGGACGGUGCAACAGAGAUUGGACAGAUGGGUUCCCUCAUAAGUUCUUGGGCGAUGAGCUUGUGUGGGAGCCCAAUUUGCUCCGAGCAAGAUGUGGUCUCAUGUGCUAUGAAGGAAACAUUGGAUUCUUCGACUUGCGUGAAUCAUCUGGUGGUGAUUUCCAUUGUUGCAGUGCUCACUGUUGCGCUUGUACAUCAGUUGCUCAUGAAAAUUCCAAAGAGUAGAGCAUCUGCGCGGCAGCUUGUCGCAUUCAAUUCACUGCUGCAGUUGGCUGCUGUAGUGUUCACUGGCUGCUUGGGUUUGCUUAAUCUUGGCCUAGGACUGUGGAUGGUGGGGAUUAGCUUCAAUCAGGAAACCUCCAUUUACCGGCCGCAUUGGUGGCUUGUGAUCUUGGCUCAAGGAUUCAGUUUGAUCCUUACUAGUUUCAGUUUUAGCAUCAGACCUCGAUUUCUUGGAGCUACAUUUGUUCGAUUCUGGUCGCUUUUGCUUACCAUAUGUGCAGCAUUCAUCUGUUGCUGUUCAGUUGUCUACAUGGUUGGAGAGAAGGAGAUCACCAUUAAAGCUUGUUUAGAUGUUCUUUUGCUACCUGGAGCCCUUAUCCUUCUUCUUUAUGCCAUUCGGCACAGCCGUGAUGAAGAGGGUUAUGAAACAACUGAAAAUGCUUUAUACAUGCCGCUGAAUACAGAGAGGGAUCAUGGGACGGCUGAUUCAGAGAGUCAUGUAACUCCUUUUGCUAAAGCUGGAUUUUUCAGUGUGAUGUCAUUUUGGUGGUUGAACCCUUUGAUGAAGAUGGGUUACGCGAAGCCUCUCGAAGAGAAAGACAUGCCACUUUUAGGCUCCACUGAUCGAGCGCAGAAUCAGUACUUGAUGUUCUUGGAGAUGAUGAAUAGAAAGAAGCAGUUGCAGUCACAUGCCACACCAUCAGUAUUUUGGACCAUUGUUUCUUGCCAUAAGAGUGGGAUUCUGAUCUCAGGCUUCUUUGCAUUGCUCAAGGUUGUUACCUUAUCCUCAGGCCCAUUGCUUCUCAAGGCACUCAUCAAUGUAUCGCUGGGGGAAGGGACCUUCAAAUAUGAAGGAAUUGUGCUAGCUGUGACAAUGUUCGUUUGCAAAUUCUGUGAAUCUUUGGCUCAGAGACAGUGGUAUUUCCGCACUCGGAGGUUAGGCCUCCAGGUGAGGUCAUUCCUGUCAGCAGCUAUUUACAAGAAGCAACAGAAGCUAUCAAACUCAGCAAAAAUGAAGCACUCUUCUGGAGAAAUAAUGAACUAUGUGACUGUCGAUGCCUACCGCAUUGGGGAAUUCCCGUAUUGGUUCCACCAAAUUUGGACAACAAGUGUCCAGCUCUGCAUUGCUCUGGCAAUCCUUUACAAUGCAGUUGGACUUGCGACGGUAUCGUCGUUGGUUGUCAUCAUUAUUACUGUACUCUGCAAUGCUCCACUGGCAAAACUGCAACACAAGUACCAGAGUAAACUUAUGGAAGCACAAGAUGUGAGAUUGAAGGCCAUGUCUGAGUCUUUAGUUCAUAUGAAGGUCUUGAAAUUAUAUGCUUGGGAAAAUCAUUUCAAGAAGGUCAUUGAGGGGUUGAGGGAGGUUGAGUACAAGUGGCUGUCAGCAUUCAACCUUAGGAAGGCAUACAACAGUUUCCUGUUUUGGUCAUCACCAGUUCUGGUUUCAGCAGCAACAUUUCUGACUUGCUAUCUUUUAAGAGUUCCUCUGAAUGCUAGCAAUGUAUUCACCUUUGUGGCAACUCUACGUCUCGUGCAAGAUCCAAUCAGACAGAUACCAGAUGUUAUUGGAGUUGUGAUUCAAGCUAAAGUUGCUUUCACCCGGGUUGUAAAAUUUCUUGAUGCUCCUGAGCUGAAUGGGCAAUGCAGGAAGAAAUAUAUAGCGGGUACUGAGUAUCCCAUUGCGCUAAACUCCUGCAGCUUCUCGUGGGAUGAGAACCCGUCGAAACAUACUCUGAGGAAUAUAAAUUUAGUGGUCAAAUCUGGGGAGAAAGUUGCAAUCUGUGGCGAGGUAGGAUCAGGAAAAUCAACACUUUUAGCUUCAGUACUUGGAGAGGUCCCAAAGACCGAAGGCACAAUUCAAGUUUGUGGGAAAAUAGCAUAUGUUUCUCAGAAUGCAUGGAUCCAAACAGGAACUGUGCAAGAAAAUAUUCUCUUUGGAUCUUUGAUGGAUGAGCAAAGAUACAAAGAAACACUUGAGAAGUGCUCUUUGGAAAAGGACCUUGCAAUGUUGCCACAUGGAGACUCUACUCAAAUUGGGGAGAGAGGAGUAAAUCUUAGUGGUGGUCAGAAGCAACGUGUUCAGCUUGCUCGUGCACUAUACCAAAAUGCAGACAUCUAUCUUCUUGAUGAUCCUUUCAGUGCUGUUGAUGCCCAUACAGCAUCAAGUCUGUUUAAUGAAUAUGUCAUGGGAGCUCUGUCAGACAAGACUGUUCUUCUAGUGACCCACCAAGUGGAUUUCCUACCCGUAUUUGAUUCUAUUCUGUUAAUGUCAGAUGGAAAGAUUAUUCGGUCAGCACCUUAUCAAGAUCUAUUGGAAUACUGCCAGGAAUUUCAGGACCUAGUAAAUGCCCACAAAGAUACAAUUGGAAUUUCAGAUCUUAACAAUAUGCCCCUCCAUAGAGAAAAGGAAAUAUCAAUGGAGGAGACAGAUGAUAUUCAUGGCAGCAGAUAUAGAGAAUCUGUGAAGCCAUCGCCGGCAGAUCAGCUGAUAAAGAAAGAGGAGAGAGAAAUAGGGGAUACAGGUCUUAAGCCUUAUAUCCUGUACCUGCGCCAGAACAAAGGCUUUUUAUAUCUCUCUAUCUGUGUUAUUUCCCACAUAAUUUUCAUAAGUGGGCAAAUAUCACAAAAUUCAUGGAUGGCUGCUAAUGUCCAAAAUCCUAGUGUUAGUACACUGAAGUUAAUAGUCGUGUAUAUUGCUAUCGGAGUUUGCACAUUGUUCUUCUUGCUAUCUAGGUCUUUAUCCAUCGUAGUCCUUGGGAUGCAGACUUCAAGAUCCUUAUUUUCCCAGCUACUUAACUCACUGUUCCGUGCACCUAUGUCAUUUUUUGAUUCUACUCCUCUAGGAAGGGUAUUGAGCCGGGUUUCUUCAGAUCUGAGUAUUGUUGACCUUGACGUUCCAUUCUUCUUCAUGUUUAGCAUUAGCGCCAGCUUAAAUGCAUACAGCAAUCUGGGGGUAUUGGCUGUUAUUACAUGGCAAGUUUUGUUUAUUUCGGUGCCAAUGAUAGUUUUGGUAAUCAGGUUGCAGAGGUACUAUUUAGCUUCGGCUAAGGAAUUGAUGCGGAUCAAUGGUACUACCAAAUCUUCUCUAGCUAAUCACUUAGGUGAAUCGAUUUCAGGGGCCAUAACAAUAAGGGCCUUUGAGGAAGAAGAUCGUUUCUUUGCUAAAAAUUUGGAGCUUGUGGACAAGAAUGCUGGCCCAUGCUUCUACAAUUUUGCUGCAACUGAAUGGUUGAUUCAACGCCUGGAACUAAUGAGUGCUGCAGUUCUUUCCUUUUCUGCUCUUGUCAUGGUGAUUCUUCCUCCAGGAACUUUUAGCCCUGGUUUUGUAGGAAUGGCAUUAUCCUAUGGUCUAUCCCUGAACAUGUCUUUAGUUUUCUCUAUUCAAAACCAAUGCAACCUUGCGAAUCAAAUCAUUUCUGUGGAAAGGGUUAACCAGUACAUGGACAUUACAAGUGAAGCAGCAGAAGUUAUCAAAGAAAAUCGGCCAGCACCAGAUUGGCCCCAAGUUGGCAAGGUGGAGCUUAGAGAUUUGAAGAUUAAGUACAGGCAAGAUGCUCCCCUUGUACUGCAUGGAAUUACUUGCACAUUUGAAGGUGGACAUAAGAUUGGUAUAGUUGGUCGGACAGGAAGUGGCAAGACAACUUUGAUUGGUGGUUUGUUUCGUCUUGUUGAACCUGCUGGAGGGAAAAUAAUCAUAGAUUCUGUGGACAUCACCACAAUAGGCUUACAUGACCUGCGAUCACGGUUGGGCAUCAUUCCACAAGAUCCAACACUUUUCCAGGGUACUUUAAGAUACAAUCUAGACCCCCUUGGGCAAUUCUCAGAUCAACAGAUAUGGGAGGUUCUUGACAAAUGUCAACUUCUUGAGACUGUCCAGGAGAAGGAACAGGGAUUGGAUUCACUUGUUGUGGAAGAUGGGUCGAAUUGGAGCAUGGGUCAAAGGCAGCUCUUCUGUUUAGGACGAGCACUUUUGAGACGAUGCCGUAUCUUAGUUCUUGAUGAGGCGACAGCCUCUAUAGACAAUGCAACUGAUGCUAUCCUUCAGAAAACAAUCAGAACAGAGUUCAAAGAUUGCACUGUUAUUACUGUUGCACACCGUAUACCAACAGUUAUGGACUGCACAAUGGUCCUUGCAAUGAGCGAUGGUAAAGUGGUGGAGUAUGACAAACCUACGAAGCUCAUGGAAACAGAAGGUUCUCUUUUCCGAGAGCUCGUCAAGGAGUACUGGUCAUACGCAUCGAGUGGAAAUGUUUAGGUGAAUUUUCACAUGCUUUCAGUUUCUGAAGAGUUAACAGAGGCAGAAAUCUGUAUUCAUGCUCAUAGAAGAGUUGGUAUGUUGGAGUUUGAUGAGAUGAUAGUGCCACAAAAAUGCACAUUUUCGCCAUCUGUCAUUAGCCGAAAUUUGAGCAAUAUGUGGUGCUGGUGCAGGCGUGCAGCUUCUGUCCAUGGGUGUUCUGCAAAUGCUUAACAGAGUAAAUUCAUAAACAUUUCCUUGCUGAAAUAGUCAAGAUUUUCGAAAGGUUAUAUGAGAUGAUCAUCAAGUUUGUAAAUCAUGCUAGUACAAUCAGUACUGUGCAACUGGAAAUUCUGCAAACUGCUUAGAGAAAAAAGUAUUCAAUAUAUGUGAUCUAUUUUUCCAUAUCUACUAAAUCAUAUUAUGCACUCAUAAAUGGAUUGAAGGUAUCUUAUCUGUUUUUCCAUAGCCACAGUAAA